GAAAACAUGCUGUUACCGGAGAGGACAGUAACUGAUUCUCUUCAUUCAGCUCUUUCUUCAGUUUUGAAUCUCGCCAGCACAGAAGACCCUCCUCAUCUAAUUCUCUGUAUGCGGCCACAGAAGAAAGAAUUGAUUAACGACUAUGACAGCAAAUCCGUCCAAAUCCAGCUCCACGCUCUCAAUGUUCUAGAAACAAUUCUUAUCCGUCAGUUUGGAUUUGCUCGGCGUAUUUCGUUUGUCGACUUUCUUAAUCGAUAUCAGUAUCUGGCUUUUGAUUUUAACGAAAACGUUGAGUUAACCAAGGAAAACUGUCGUUUGCUGCUACUUCGACUCAAGAUGGAUGGAUGGACCUUAGGGAAAAAUAAGUUAUUAAUAUCAGACAGUAGCAGAAAUCUCUAA
Messenger RNA from Limulus polyphemus (Atlantic horseshoe crab), 399 nucleotides. RefSeq names its product neither inactivation nor afterpotential protein C-like. Gene Ontology annotation, molecular function: cytoskeletal motor activity; ATP binding. Lineage: Eukaryota; Metazoa; Arthropoda; Merostomata; Xiphosura; Limulidae. Bases 7 to 399 code for a protein of 130 amino acids. The record is from RefSeq and is a predicted model, not a curated record. The transcript has 3 exons. Gene Ontology annotation, cellular component: myosin complex.